AUAUUUUGUCAGAUCUUGCACGUACUCGCUUUGUGUUUGCUGUUGUGUAUUUGUCUUUAAAAUAAAAUAAAUUCGCACAAACGGUAAACAUGGAAGUCAGCACCCAGAAGAUGAAGAAGAGGCCGACAAAAAUAGAAGACAUGAGCAAGGAACAAAUACGACAAGCAAUUCUGAAGAAGCGAGAAUGCAAUGCAAAGGCUCAACAAAUUGUUGAGAGCCUUUUAGAACGAGAUGUUACUGACUCAUUCCUUUUGCAGUGCCUUCCCCACAUCAACCAGACGCACUUCGACGAUAUCAUCGAGGAACGGUCCAUCAUCCACUUAUGUGGCUACCCAAUUUGUCAAAAAACCUUGUCGGUAAAAGAUAUACCUAAACAGAAGUACAGGAUAUCGCUGAAGACUAACAAAGUGUACGAUAUUACUGGCAGGAAGAACUUCUGCAGUAACUCUUGUUAUAACGCCGCCAUGUUUGUCAAAAAGCAGAUGUUGACUAGCCCUCUAUGGUUCAGGGAGUAUGAGAAUAUACCUACUUUCAAUCUGCUAAAGCUGGAUGCAAUUGGCUCUAUGGGAGAAGAGGUUGACGUCACAAUGGUUGAAAGAGUUAAAAUAGCAGAUAAGAAAGCAUUCACAUCUAUUAACGACUUUACUGAAGCAAGUCUUAAUGAAAUAUCUCCUAAGCAAGAAAAUAAUAAAACAAAAUCUAUAUCUGACAAAAGUGAAGCUGAUAACCAGAAUGAAGAAGGCAAAGCAAUGCAAUCAGUAAAUGAUAAACUAGCCAAUAUUACUCUUGAAUGUGAAGUAAAGAACUCAACAACUGAUCCAAAUCCUACUGCGGAACCUGUCCAAAGUACAAAUGACAAUUCUAACACAACUUAUGAAACAAACUCAGAAAACUCAAACAUCACUAACACACAAGUACCUGAAGCUGAAAAUACUCCAAAAAAAGAUGUCAAGCCAGCACCUAAUCCAUUAAACAUAGUAGGUGAUAUAAUAGAAAAACCAGAAAAGAAAAUAGACCCAAUACUAACAACUCCCAUUUCUACCACAGAAAAACAAAGUAAAGAGAUCAAAUCUAGCAAAAAGGCACAGAAGAAGCAACCUCUUGUAACUGCAUUAACCAUUGAAGUAGAAAAAUGCCUGGCUGAAUGGUUUACUUUAGACACCAUACUCUUACUCUUUGGAGAAGAAAAAGUUAGAGAAAUGGUCGCUGACAAAGGAGAAUGUAUUAAAGAGUAUUUAAAUAAUUAUGCUAAAGGCAUCUUCUACAGUUCCAAUGUCUAUGAUCAGUAUCAAGCUCUAUGUAGAAAGUUAAACAUGCUUGAACUAGAAGAUAGGAAAUUUGACAGUGAGACAAUGAAAAGAGAAUCGAAACCUUUGCCUGACUACAGGAUGCUUCAAGAGGAGAGUAAAAAAAUGCAGCUAAAAGUAAAAGCAUUUUUCUCAGGGGAGACUGAGGUACCAGAACCUGUAACUGAACCUUUAGAAAGUCCUGAAAUUGUGGAAGAGGAGAACAGAACUAACCUACCUUUGGUAGACAAGAACUCACAAAAUGCAUUACGAAGAAGGAUAGUAUGUCAACACCUUAACAAAGUAUUGCCAGAUAUACUAAGAUCUUUAGGCUUGUUAAGUCUUUCAAUAAGUUCCGAUUUCAGAUUACUAGUUAAUACUUUUAAAUUGAAAGCUAAUAAUAUAAUGUUUAAGCCAAUACAGUGGACUUUAAUAGCUAUAAUUUUUAUAAAGCUCUUGUCUUUAAGAGAUAAGAGACUUGAGUACUUGUUGGAGCAGCCGACUGGUUACAAACACAUGCAGUUAUUAUUACUUAGUUAUAAGCAGGAUGGAGGGUACCUGGAUAGACUGAUAAGCUGGCUUACAGAUAUAGAUAGAUUGUUAGAAACUACUGACACACAAUUGACAGUUGAAUAAAUACUUUAUAUUAAUUUAUUA
Molecule: messenger RNA, 1943 nt
Organism: Helicoverpa zea (corn earworm)
Lineage: Eukaryota; Metazoa; Arthropoda; Insecta; Lepidoptera; Noctuidae
Product: putative RNA polymerase II subunit B1 CTD phosphatase RPAP2
Exons: 1
Coding region: 90-1922 (610 amino acids)
Cellular component (GO): cytoplasm; nucleus
Molecular function (GO): RNA polymerase II CTD heptapeptide repeat phosphatase activity; RNA polymerase core enzyme binding
Source: RefSeq, a predicted model, not a curated record